AUGCCUAAAAUCACCGUCGCUGUCGCCCAAGCCCGCACCCACUCCACCCUCGCGAGCACCCUCGACGCCCUUUCCCGAAUCACCCACCACGCCGCCUCCCGCGGCGUGCAUCUGCUACUGUUCCCGGAGGCCUACCUAGGCGGGUAUCCCCGAACCUGCUCAUUCGGCAGCAGCGUCGGCGCGCGCCAACCGCACGGCCGCGACCAAUUCCUCUCAUAUUUCCGCUCGGCGGUCGAUCUGGGCGAUACGCCAGCGGGGGCGGGGGACGAUUGGGUCCGCCGCGCGCUGCCGGUCGCCGAGGGGAAGAAUCAUCGCGGAGAUGGCACCCGUGAGGCGCUGGAGAAGAUUGCCCGCCAGACCGGCGUGUUCAUCGUUACGGGGGUGAUUGAGCGCGCAGGCGGGAGCUUGUAUUGUGGUGUGGUUUAUGUGGAUCCUGCGAGGGGGUGUUUGGGGAAGAGGAGGAAGGUUAUGCCGACCGGAACAGAACGCCUCGUCUGGGCCCAAGGUUCCCCCUCAACCCUCAAAGCCGUAACCACGCACCUGAACGGCGUUCCAGUAACACUCGCGGCCGCCAUCUGCUGGGAAAACUUCAUGCCCCUGCUGCGCCAAAGCCUAUACUCGCAAAACGUGAACAUCUAUCUCGCGCCGACAGCUGACGCGCGCGACACGUGGUUACCGUUGAUGCGGACCGCCGCGUUCGAAGGCCGCACGUUCGUGCUCAGCGCGAACCAAUGCGUUCGGUAUAAUGAGUUGCCGGAGUGGAUUACGGCGCAUGGGGAGGGGGGGUAUGCUGCUGCGCAGGGAAAUGCGCCCACGGCGACGAUGCAGACACAUUAUCGGAAACGGUCGGUUACGGCGGAGGGGCCGCAUGAGAUUGUUUGGCCGGAUGGGAAGAAGGGUGAUGCAUCCACCGAAGCCCUAACCUCCCCUACCCACCCCAUCACCAGCACGCUCUCAACCGAAUACGUCUGCCGCGGCGGUUCCUGCAUCGUCGACCCACAAGGGCAGGUCCUCGCCGGACCCAUCUGGGAAGUCUGUGCCGAUGACGCGCCCGAUUCCACGGCGGCAGGGUACACGGAUGGCGGAUUCGGUGGGAAGCCUCGGGCCGUGGGCGACGGGUUGCUCGUGUCGGAGAUCGAUGUUGAGGAUUGCGAGCGCGGACGACUUGAUAUGGAUGUUGCGGGGAGUUAUUCGAGGAAUGACGCGUUUCGGUUGCAGGUUGAGGGGUUGGAUUUGAAUCCGCCUCCUUUUUAG
This is a messenger RNA of Aspergillus melleus, 1254 nucleotides long. Its product is annotated as nitrilase. The transcript is spliced from 3 exons. NCBI's taxonomy places the organism in Eukaryota, Fungi, Ascomycota, Eurotiomycetes, Eurotiales, Aspergillaceae. Gene Ontology annotation, molecular function: catalytic activity. The record is from RefSeq and is a predicted model, not a curated record. Bases 1 to 1254 code for a protein of 417 amino acids.